AUGUAUAGUAAUUACGCAACGGUAGUGGGAACGUCAAAUUUCAUCAGAUGCAUCGCAAAUGAAGUUGGUGUACACUGGACUGAGCCAACACUACAGUGUACACCAGACCCAAGGAUAACCACAACACGUCCAACAACAACAAAAGUAAAAGUUUGUCUGCCAGGAGCUGCAAGAUUCUCCAGCAGCGAUAACAGCUGUCAAUGUCCAGAGAUUCCUCAGAGAAAUUUAACUAAACCCCCACAGCAAGGCUGUUUUAAAAUUGGUAGCCAUUUUUUCUACAAAUGUAUAGAUGGUUACGCAAGGGUAGCGGGAACAUCAAAUUUCAUCACCUGCAUCGCAAAAGAAGUUGGUGUACACUGGACUGAGCCAACACUACAGUGUACACCAGACCCAAGGAUAACCACAACACGUCCAACAACAACAAAAGUAAAAGCAGCAACUUUCACCACCAAGAUGAUGCAGAAUGUAAGCACUUUGCCAUCAGUGCCUGGAGAAAGGGACAACAUAGAAACAUACACACAUGGUAAACAGCACAAAGUCACACCGUGCUUGAACACGGAACCGUCUAAAGCAGCAACGCUGGCAUCCAUCUCUGUCACUGUUUUACUGGUGAUUCUCUGCUCUUUGGGUAUCAUCUUCUUACUGUAUCAAAGGAAGUCAAAAAAGCACAUCCCACUGCAGACGCCAGAUGAAGUGAAGCCCAUGAAUCCUGCCCCAUCUGAAGUGGACUUGUAGAUAAUGUAGUACCCUAUGGCUUUCCCACUGACUCUUACCCUCACAUAGAACUGGACUCUGGUCAGAUGGUGUUUGUCACAACCUGAUAACCCAUUUCAUCUUCCAUCAACACCAUCCCCAAAUCAUCAUGGCUAUCUUGCUAUGUUUUUUGUUGUUUAUAUAGCCUAAGAAAGAAGCUUAAUCUUAAACAAAAAGACUACUCAGUUUUUCUGUCCUAGCAGCAGUUUGCUUCUCUCAUGUCAUAAAAAAAAACAUAAUUAA
Messenger RNA from Oreochromis niloticus (Nile tilapia), 996 nucleotides. RefSeq names its product interleukin-15 receptor subunit alpha. NCBI's taxonomy places the organism in Eukaryota, Metazoa, Chordata, Actinopteri, Cichliformes, Cichlidae. The record is from RefSeq and is a predicted model, not a curated record. The transcript is spliced from 8 exons. Gene Ontology annotation, biological process: interleukin-15-mediated signaling pathway. The coding region runs from base 1 to 735 and encodes 244 amino acids. Gene Ontology annotation, molecular function: interleukin-15 receptor activity.